AUGAGUGCAGAUACUAAGAAAAGUAAUAUAGAUAUAGAACAUGCAUUCAAUACGCAAUAUGGGUAUAAAGCACAGAGCAUAGCAUCCGCACAUGCUAGGGUUAACUUAAUCGGUGAGCAUACCGACUACAAUAAUGGGCUCGUGCUUCCUACACUGCUGCCACUUACAACAAAUGUUGCUGCCGCUAUACACAGCAGCGUACCAGAGGACACAGUCGUUGUAUGUAGCACAUUUGAAGAACAAGAAGAUAGCGGGCGUGCUGUAGGCACAACACACACACUAUCUCUUUUAGAGAAAAAAAGAGGAAUGUGGACCGACUAUGUUAUAGCUUCUUUACGAGAAGUAAAGAAACACAUUCGUGGUCCUCUCCCCGGUCUUGCUUUGUACAUACACUCCUCUAUUCCGGCUGGCGCAGGCAUUUCAAGCUCUGCAGCACUAGAGGUAGCGCUAAUACGAGUAGUAAAAACACUCCUCUCUAUAGAAAUAGGCGACAUGACAAUAGCAACUAUGGCACAACGUGCCGAAAAUGAGUACAUAGGGCUUCCUUGUGGGUUGAUGGAUCAGAUGGUGAUAAGCCUAGCGUUUGAAAACCAUGCGCUUUGUAUUAAUUUUUACGACCAGAAGCAGCCUAGCUAUGAACCUGCCCCGCUCUUUAAGAAUCAUGUAUUUCUUGUAGUAUUCUCAGGGAUAUCUCAUAGAUUAGCAGAGGGAGAUGGGGGCUACAAGACACGCUUCGCACAGUGCCAAGAAGCAUGCAAACAACUGCAUAUAGCAUCUCUUAGUCAACUAUCUGUGCAAGAUCUGCAAUCACACACAUUACAGGACACAAUACUAUGCAAGCGCGUGGAACACGUUGUGCAAGAAAACAAGCGGGUAAGAGAUGCGUAUGCAGCACUUAUUGAUGGUGACAUACAGGUAUUCGCAGAAUGUAUGAACACAAGCCAUAUCUCGCAAAGAGACCUCUACCAAUGUUCUAUCCCUGAAAUAGACAUACUCUGCGAAGAAUCACUUGCUCAUGGGGCCUUAGGGGCUCGCAUUACUGGUGGUGGGUUUGGUGGGGCUAUUGUACUGCUUGUGCACGAACACAAGAAAGAAAAACUACGAAAUGCUAUACUAGCUCAGCACAAAGAAGCACGAAUACUAGCAGAGCUUACUGUUCCUUAG
Ylistrum balloti is the source of this 1164-nucleotide messenger RNA. RefSeq names its product galactokinase-like. Gene Ontology annotation, biological process: carbohydrate phosphorylation; galactose metabolic process. The record is from RefSeq and is a predicted model, not a curated record. Lineage: Eukaryota; Metazoa; Mollusca; Bivalvia; Pectinida; Pectinidae. Gene Ontology annotation, molecular function: galactokinase activity; ATP binding. Gene Ontology annotation, cellular component: cytoplasm; cytosol. Bases 1 to 1164 code for a protein of 387 amino acids. The transcript has a single exon.